AUGGGCAAGAGCCGGACGAAGCGCUUCAAGCGACCUCAGUUCUCGCCUACGGGCGACUGUCAGGCCGAGGCGGCGGCGGCGAACGGGACGGAGCCAGAGGAGGACGACGGGCCAGCGGCGGAGCUGCUGGAAAAACUUCAGCACCCGAGCGCCGAGGUCCGCGAGUGCGCCUGCGCGGGGCUGGCCCGGCUGGUGCAGCAGCGGCCGGUGCUCCCGGGCCUGGCGCGCCGGGACGCCGUGCGCCGCCUCGGGCCGCUGCUGCUCGAUCCUAGCCUGGCGGUGAGGGAAACAGCGGCCGGCGCACUGAGAAAUCUCAGUGCUUGUGGUGGUUUCGAAGUUUGUGAUGACAUGGUGACCAAGGAUAUCAUGACUCCACUGGUUGCACUGCUGAAAGAGUGUAGUACUGGACUGGAUUCAAAUGAGAUGUCUCCUCAGAAAAAAAAAGAUCAGAACAGAAAUUCUAUUGAAAACAUAGCCAACGAGGCCGUAAAUGUGCUGUGGAAUAUAUGUGAAUGCAGUAGUAGAGCAGUAUCUCUAUUCAACAAAGAAGGGUGUUUGGAGAUUGUAUUAAAGUAUUUAAGUAGGUUUUCCACCAAUGUUGACCUGGCUAUUUCAGUAGCAUAUUGUUUGCAGACGGUGACUGAAGAUAACCCAGAGCUACUGAAAUCUUUCAGUACCCCAGCAUUGCAUGUGCUGGAAUCAGCAAUGCUUUCUCCUGUCAAUUCCAUGGAGUAUUUUCUAUUGAAGACACUGGUGGCAGGCACAAUUUGGAAUCUAAAGGACAUUAUUCCUUCCAAGAGUCAGGCAGAAAUCAUAAAUGCCAUACUAAAGAUCUUAUCUGAAGUUCUGGAAAUGGAUGCUGGUGAAACGGUUAUUCAAAUGAAGGAGGCUGAAACUCAAAGGAUAAAAACCGCUGCAGAGACUGAGGACACAUUACAGAAUGCUAAUGGUGAUGAUCUGAUGGAAGAUGAUGAAAUGGAAGAAAUUCCUCAUAGAAGGAAAGUCAGAAGGAAAACUUUCAUUUCAGAUUUACUUCCACCCACCGACAAGGAGCUGAGAGAGGCCAUAGCGUUGCUGACAGCUCAGCAGACUGCUCUGGAAAUCGUUGUGAACAUCUGCUGCAGCGAAGAUCCCACAGACGACGAAUGGGAAGAGCUCUCUAGCAGUGAUGAAAGCGACGCGUUCAUGGAGAGCUCCCUCAGUGAAUGUGGCGGGCAGCUGCUCUCUCCUCUCUGCCUGUCCCAUGAGGUUCACACGGCUCUCACCCACCACCUCCUCCCAAAGAAGAUUUUUGACAAAACUGCCUUUCCAAACAGCAUUGCAGUUGACGUGUGCUCUAGGAACCCCACUUGGAAACCUUUGAUUAGAAAAAUGAACACUAUACAGUGCAGAGCGCUCGUGUGUCUGCAGAGCCUCGUCUCCCUGCUGGAUGUGGACCAUCUAGGAGGACCUGCUGCCCUUCAGACUCUUGCACAGCACCUGUCACAGCUGCUGUUUUCUCAGCCAGAUUUUGCUAAGCACGUUGACUUUUUAGAAGCCAUAAGUAGUGCCUUGAGGGCCCUUUUGCAAACAAUGGCCUCCAAGAACAUUCCUCAGUGCAUGACUCCCGACCAGCUGAUGACUCUGUGCACCGCAGGCGUCCACAGUAGUAAUGUGGGGGUGAGAGUGAACGUGGUUAGUAUUUUAGGAAUCACAGGCAGCGUCCUAGCCAAAGAAGAUGGCACGCUUGACAUCCUCAAGACUAUCGGGUACUUUCUGCUUGAGGUUGCCACCAAAGACCCCUGUCUCGUGGUAGCAGGGGAGGCCUUGGAUGCCCUCUUUGACGUUUUUGCAGAUGGUAAAGAAGCUGAAAUGGCCUCAGUUCAAAUUAAAUUGUUGUCUACUCUGAAAGAAUUCCAGCCAGUCUUCAAAAUGAAGAUACGAAAAGAAGGGAGAACUAAAUACAGUCCAGAUCAGCUGUGUGUUCUUGACAACGUGAAGAUGAAUUUGAGAAGAUUUGUCGCUUAUCAAGAAAUUGUUGAGAAAAGACUGACUACUUGA
Rangifer tarandus platyrhynchus (Svalbard reindeer) is the source of this 2040-nucleotide messenger RNA. The record is from the annotation of a GenBank genome assembly. Lineage: Eukaryota; Metazoa; Chordata; Mammalia; Artiodactyla; Cervidae.